This is a messenger RNA of Orycteropus afer afer, 3283 nucleotides long. The record is from RefSeq and is a predicted model, not a curated record. NCBI's taxonomy places the organism in Eukaryota, Metazoa, Chordata, Mammalia, Tubulidentata, Orycteropodidae.
AUGGCCAGGAGAGGUAAGAAGCCCGUGGUUCGAACGCUGGAGGAUCUGACGCUGGACUCGGGUUAUGGUGGCGCGGCAGACUCGGUGCGCUCCUCCAACUUGUCCCUGUGCUGUUCCGACUCUCACCCGGCGUCCCCGUAUGGCGGGAGCUGCUGGCCGCCUCUAGCUGACUCCAUGCACAGCCGGCACAACAGCUUUGACACCGUCAACACUGCCCUGGUGGAAGACUCCGAGGGGCUGGACUGCGCCGGCCAGCACUGCUCGCGGCUGCUGCCGGACCUCGACGAGGUCCCCUGGACCCUCCAGGAGCUGGAGGCGCUGCUGCUGCGCUCGCGGGAGUCGCGGGCGGGCCCGGGGGCCCCCGGCGGCCUGCCCAAGGACGCGCUGGCCAAGCUGUCGACGCUCGUGAGCCGAGCGCUGGUGCGCAUCGCCAAGGAGGCGCAGCGCCUGAGCCUGCGCUUCGCCAAGUGCACCAAGUACGAGAUCCAGAGUGCCAUGGAGAUCGUGCUGUCCUGGAGCCUGGCGGCGCAUUGCACGGCGGCCGCGCUGGCCGCGCUGUCGCUCUACAACAUGAGCAGCGCUGGCGGCGACCGCCUGGGCCGCGGCAAGUCGGCGCGAUGCGGCCUCACCUUCUCCGUGGGCCGCGUGUACCGCUGGAUGGUGGACAGCCGCGUGGCGUUGCGCAUCCACGAACACGCCGCCAUCUACCUGACUGCCUGCAUGGAGAGCCUUUUCCGGGACAUCUACGGGCGAGUCGUGGCCUCCGGACUGCCCCGGAGCUGUAGCGGCCCCAGCUCAGGCCCGGGUUCCAGCUCAGGCCCGGGCUCGGGCCCCGGCGCGGCCCCCGCGGCGGACAAGGAGCGGGAGGCGCCCGGAGCAGCCCCGCCGGCCGCCGCCGCAGCCAACCACCACCAUCACCACCUCCACGCGCUCCAUGAGGCGCCCAAGUUCACAGUGGAGACACUGGAGCACACGGUCAACAACGACUCAGAGAUCUGGGGGCUCCUACAGCCCUACCAGCACCUCAUCUGCGGGAAGAACGCCAGCGGGGUGCUGUGCCUGCCAGACAGUCUGAAUCUUCACAGAGACCCGCAGCGUUCAAGCAAGCCAGGGGAACUACCCAUGUUCAGCCAGUCGGAGUUGAGGACCAUCGAGCAGUCCUUGCUGGCCACCCGCGUAGGCAGCAUUGCAGAACUGAGUGACCUGGUGUCCCGAGCAAUGCAUCACCUGCAGCCCCUCAAUGCCAAGCACCAUGGCAAUGGCACCCCCCUACAUCACAAGCAGGGAGCACUCUACUGGGAGCCUGAGGCCCUGUACACCCUUUGCUAUUUCAUGCACUGCCCACAGAUGGAAUGGGAAAACCCCAACGUGGAGCCUUCCAAGGUCAAUCUCCAGGUGGAAAGGCCCUUCCUCGUGCUGCCACCGCUGAUGGAAUGGAUCCGGGUGGCCGUGGCGCACGCCGGCCACCGCCGCAGCUUCUCCAUGGACAGCGACGACGUCCGCCAGGCGGCCCGGCUGCUGCUGCCCGGAGUGGACUGCGAGCCGCGCCAGCUCAGGGCCGACGACUGCUUUUGUGCUUCUCGGAAGCUGGACGCGGUGGCCAUCGAAGCCAAGUUUAAGCAGGACCUGGGUUUCCGGAUGCUGAACUGUGGGCGGACGGACCUGGUGAAGCAGGCAGUCUCCCUGUUGGGCCCCGAUGGCAUCAACACCAUGAGCGAACAGGGCAUGACCCCUCUGAUGUACGCCUGUGUCCGUGGGGAUGAGGCAAUGGUUCAGAUGCUGCUGGAUGCCGGAGCCGACCUGAAUGUGGAGGUUGUCAGUGCUCCUCAUAAGUAUCCAUCCGUCCACCCCGAGACCCGCCAUUGGACGGCUCUGACUUUUGCUGUGUUGCAUGGACAUAUUCCUGUAGUUCAGCUCCUGCUGGAUGCCGGGGCCAAGGUGGAAGGUUCUCUGGAACACGGUGAGGAGAACUACUCUGAAACACCCCUCCAGCUUGCAGCUGCUGUAGGAAAUUUUGAGCUGGUUAGUUUGCUGUUGGAGCGUGGCGCUGAUCCCCUGAUAGGAACCAUGUACAGGAAUGGAAUUUCUACAACCCCCCAGGGUGAUAUGAACUCUUUCAGCCAGGCUGCAGCCCACGGACACAGGAAUGUGUUCCGCAAACUGCUCGCUCAGCCAGAGAAGGAGAAGAGUGAUAUCCUGUCCCUGGAGGAGAUUCUGGCCGAGGGGACUGACCUGGCUGAGACAGCCCCGCCCCCCCUGUGUGCCAGCCGCAACAGCAAGGCCAAACUGAGAGCCCUGAGGGAGGCCAUGUAUCACAGCGCUGAGCAUGGAUACGUGGAUGUCACAAUUGAUAUCAGGAGCAUAGGUGUCCCAUGGACUCUGCACACGUGGCUGGAGUCUUUGCGGGUUGCCUUCCAACAGCACCGCCGGCCCCUCAUCCAGUGCUUGCUAAAGGAGUUUAAGACCAUCCAGGAGGAAGAAUACACAGAGGAGCUCAUAACCCAAGGCCUGCCCCUGAUGUUUGAGAUCUUGAAAGCCAGCAAGAACGAAGUGAUCAGCCAGCAGCUCUGUGUCAUCUUCACACACUGCUACGGACCCUACCCCAUCCCCAAACUCACAGAGAUCAAGCGGAAACAGACAUCGCGCUUGGAUCCUCAUUUUCUGAACAAUAAAGAAAUGUCAGAUGUUACCUUCCUGGUAGAAGGAAGACCAUUCUAUGCCCACAAAGUGCUGUUAUUUACAGCCUCCCCAAGGUUCAAAGCGCUCCUCUCCAGCAAGCCGACAAACGACAGCACCUGCAUAGAGAUUGGCUAUGUGAAGUACCCCAUCUUUCAGCUUGUCAUGCAGUAUCUCUACUAUGGCGGCCCAGAGUCCCUUCUCAUUAAAAACAACGAGAUUAUGGAGCUUCUAUCUGCCUCUAAGUUUUUCCAGCUGGAGGCUUUGCAGCGACACUGUGAGAUUAUCUGUGCGAAAAGCAUCAAUACGGACAACUGUGUGGAUAUUUACAACCAUGCCAAGUUCCUUGGAGUCACAGAGCUCUCAGCAUACUGUGAAGGCUACUUUCUCAAGAACAUGAUGGUCCUCAUUGAAAAUGAAGCAUUCAAGCAGCUCCUGUAUGACAAAAACGGUGACGGGACGGGCCAGGAUGUGCUCCAGGACUUACAGAGGACGUUGGCCAUCAGGAUUCAGUCCAUCCACUUGUCCUCAUCCAAAGGGUCCGUUGUAUGAAAAGUCCAGUGCAGGGAAUGCUCCCCGAAGACUUCCCAGUUCUCCUAUUGCAUUG